CGGGGCUGCAGCCAGAGCCGGAGCCUCAGUCGGUGUCGGGAGCCGGAGCCGCUGGGGCCAUGGGCUGGCGGGCGGGGGCCGCCGCUCUGCGCACCCAGCCUGCCGCGCGCUAGCGAGCCGCCGGGAAGAUGGCGGAGAGGCUGGAAUGGGUGGAAAUCAUAGAGCCUCGAACGCGGGAGCGCAUGUACGCCAACCUCAUCACAGGGGAGUGCGUGUGGGAUCCGCCCGCUGGCGUCCGCAUAAAGCGCACCAACGAGAACCAGUGGUGGGAACUGUUUGACCCGAACACCUCACGGUUCUACUACUACAAUGCCACCACCCAGCGGACCGUAUGGCACCGGCCGCAGAACUGUGACAUUAUCCCGCUGGCCAAGCUGCAGACCCUGAAACAGAACACCGAGUCACCGAGGGCCUCCACAGAGAACAGCCCUGGGCGGAGCAGCAAUGUCAGCAGGGAGGGCAGCACCAGCUCCUCCCUGGAGCAGGAGCUGGAGGGCAGCGAGAAGGUGCAGGAUCAGACGAGGUCAAACCGUCAGUCAGCCCAGUUCGCUGUAGUGAAAGAAGAACCAGAAAGUUCUUCACCUCCCGGAGUGUUUGAGAAAGAAUAUGAAAUAUACCGGGAUUACAAUACAGAAGGUCAACUUCUCCACUACAGGACGUCCUCCCUGCGAUGGAACACCGGCACCAAGGAACGCAUGCUGAUUAAGGUGACGGACCGCGAGCCGAGCUUCCUCAUGCACCAGGGCAAUGGCUACACCACCGACAACCAGCAGGGGACCCGCUCACGGAGGCCGUCAGGGGGCCAGCAGUCCCCCAACCUGCAGACGUUUGCCCCUGACACUGACAACUCCGUCUUCUUCCCUGAGAGGAAGCAGUCUCCCUUCUUGAAAAGGGCUGACCACGUGGGCAGCUGCUCCCCGCUGCUCGGUCGGGGGGAUUCGUUCUGCUCCCCGCUCCAGUCCCAGCACCGGAAGCACUCGAGUGAGUCGCAGCCAUCUUCUCCUCGCUACGCCUAUGAGCCCCCCUUGUACGAGGAGCCCCCCAUGGAGUACCAGGCCCCCAUCUAUGACGAGCCCCCGGUGGACAUGCAGUAUGAAGCCAGCGGCAACUACAAGGCGGGCUCCCCGCAGAAAUCACCCAUCCGCAAACCCCACCCAUUCUUGCAGUCGCCCAAGCAGGGCCCCAACUCCCCCUACCAGCAGCUGGUGCUGACCAAACAGAAAUGCCCUGAGAGGUUCAUGAGCCUGGAGUACAGCCCUGCAGGCAAGGAGUAUGUAAGGCAGCUGGUUUACGUGGAGCAGUCCGGUUCCAGCCCCAAGCUGAAAACGGGCCUGCGACACAAAUACUCCCCUAACCCCAUAGGCGGCUCGUACUCGCUGCAGCACAGCCCCUGCCUGGUGAGGGACCAGCGCCUGGAGAUCAGGUCUGGGGACUACAGCAGCAUGGAAGGGGCUGACUUCCGACACAGCCAGCCCGUGAGCCAGGCCUCCCAGGGGGAAGACUCCAUGUCAUGGUCCAGUCAGCAGGACACCAUGUCUUCUACAGGGUACUCACCUAGCACCAGGAAAAGGAAAAGCAGGAAGCCCUCCCUGUCCCACGACCUCAACACCUCCUCCACGGAUGGCUCGGGGGAUCGGGAGGCGCUCAACGAGCAGCUGAUGGCAGAGGAGAGGCCCAUGCCCGGCACUUACAGGCCCCAGAUGAACCGCACAGAGAGCAAAUCCAUCGAGGCCGAGGCAGUGCGGGGCUUCCCGGAGCCCUUCCUGGCCCAGGCCCGGCUGGCCUGGGAGGCGCAGCAGGCUCACUACCACAUGAAGCAGCGGAGCAGCUGGGAUUCCCAGAAGGACGGCUCAGGCUAUGAGAGCGAUGGCGCCUUGCCUUUACCUAUGCCCGGCCCCGUGGUGCGGGCCUUCAGCGAGGAUGAGGCCCUGGCACAGCAGGAGAGCAAGCACUGGAAGAGGAAUACCUUUGAGAAGCUGGGCUUCCCUCAGAUCCUGCUGGAGAAGAGUGUGUCUGUGCAGACCAACCUGGCUUCUCCAGAGCCCUACCUGCAUCCAUCUCAGUCUGAGGAUCUUGGUGCCUGUGCCCAGUUUGAGAGCAGCAGACAGAACAGAAAUAUGAUGCCUAGUGCCAGCUGUGUCUUCCCUACCUUCACCCUACGAAAGCCCUCCUCGGAGACGGACAUUGAGAACUGGGCCUCCAAGCACUUCAACAAGCACACCCAAGGGCUCUUCCGGAGGAAGGUCUCCAUUGCCAACAUGCUGGCCUGGAGCAGCGAGUCCAUCAAGAAACCCAUGAUCAUGACCACCGACCGCAACGUCAAGAAGGAAGCCUGUGAGAUAUUUAAACUGAUUCAGAUGUACAUGGGGGACCGGCGGGCCAAGGCGGAUCAACUCAACGUGGCUUUGGAGAUCGCCACCAAAGGCUGGAGCAUGCAGGGUCUGAGGGACGAGCUGUACAUCCAGCUGUGCCGGCAGACCACUGAGAACUUCCGUUAUGAGAGUCUGGCACGGGGCUGGGAGCUAAUGGCUAUUUGCCUGGCCUUCUUCCCGCCCACUCCCAAAUUCCAUUCCUACCUAGAAGGAUAUAUUUACCGGCACAUGGAUCCGGUGAAUGACACCAAAGUGACUCAGCACAUUAAAGAGCUCCUGGAAAGGAACAGUAAGAAGAAAUCCAAAUUGAGAAAGAAACCCAAGCCCUAUAUCGAAGAGCAUGAUGGGGUGGCAAUAAGCACUUACGCCAAGUACUGUUACAACAAGCUCCAGAAAGCAGCCUUGACAGGAGCAAAGAAGGGCCUGAAGAAGCCGAAUAUUGAGGAGAUCCGGCAUGCAAAGAACGCAGUGUUCAGCCCCUCCAUGUUUGGGAGCUCCCUGCAGGAGAUCAUGAACAUGCAGAAGGAGAGGUACCCGGAUCGGCAGCUCCCUUGGGUGCAAACCAGACUGUCUGAGGAAGUGCUGGCGCUUAAUGGAGACCAGACCGAGGGCAUCUUCAGAGUGCCUGGAGAUAUCGAUGAGGUCAACGCCCUCAAGCUGCAGGUCGAUCAGUGGAAAAUCCCCACCGGCUUGGAAGACCCUCAUGUUCCUGCGUCGUUGCUGAAGCUCUGGUACCGGGAGCUCGAGGAGCCGCUGAUUCCCCACGAGUUCUACGAACAGUGCAUCACCCACUACGAGAACCCAGAGGCAGCCAUCGCAGUCAUCCACUCCCUGCCCAGGAUCAACAAAAUGGUGCUCUGCUACCUCAUCCGCUUCCUACAGGUGUUCGUGCAGCCGGCUAACGUGGCGGUCACCAAGAUGGACGUCAGUAACCUGGCCAUGGUGAUGGCCCCCAACUGCCUGCGCUGCCAGUCCGACGACCCGCGGAUCAUCUUCGAGAACACCAGGAAGGAAAUGUCCUUCAUCCGGGUGCUGAUCCAGCACCUGGACACCAGCUUCAUGGAGGGGGUCCUAUAGCAGCGAGCAGGGGCAGGAGCCAAAACCAAUGCUGACGACGACCACAACCCACCCAAGCCCCCUUGAAGCCCAGGUCAAUCAGCCAGACACCACAAAGGGAAGGCACUGGGCAGCCCUGGGCAGGGCCUCUCGUCCCCGUCACACCAUGUCCCCAGCGCCAUUGCAACCCGGCCCAGUCCCGCCUCCCUCGCCCUAGCAUCUCUCCUCACCCAUUGCCCUCUAGUGUCAGACAGGAAGUGGCGGCGGGAUCCCGCCAGUGCUACUGGCCAAACGACAGCCGCCCGCCCCGAACCAGACCUCUGGAGCUGUCGCUGCCCAUGCCCCCAGCCAAGCCGCCGGGGGGCAGCCUGCAGGGUUAGCCUGGCCUGGCGGCCACCUGCAGGUGAGGCUCGGGAGUCCUGCCCGGUGUCCUGGGCCUGCAGCCGCUAUGGGGAUGUGGGAUGCCAGGCCUUGCCACCGCGCACUAACGGGUGCUGCGUCUGGCAGACAGGCGCCAGGAGAGCCACUCCCAGCACGGGCUGCAGCUGCCACGUGCUUCCUAGGGGAGGUGGGCGUUUAAGAUGGCAGCGUGGCUGGAGGGGGAGAUCAGAAUAAGCCAGCGAGCAUCACCAAGGCCCCCCAGUGCUCCUGUCCUGGGGCCAGCGCUGGCGGGGAGGGCGGGUAGGACAGUCUCCAGGCAGGGAGGGUAUUUGCAGCAGUGCCACCCAGCCUGGGAACAUUCAUGUGGAAUAGGGUAUGGAUCUGUCUGGUAGGAAGGGGUCUGAGUCCCAUGCAGGGCCCAUCAGCCCAGCCCUCCAGUGAGAGGAGGGGCCCCUUUAUGGCAGGAGGAGGGGGCCAAAACCAACUCCAAGUUCUCAGGGCAAACUCGUGGUGAGGCGUCUCCGUGACCCAGAGCCGUCUGCAGCCGGUGAUGUCACUUCCCCUUCCUUUCCUCCUCUUCAUCAGCUGCUUGCGUCUCAAACCCUGAGACCGACCAGCCCUUUCUAGACAGGAUCUCUGCGCCGUGAACGUCACCCUGCACGGGGAGGCUCAGGGCAGGGCAGAGAGCUACGACUGCAGCUGUUUGAUUCACGCUCCCCUGUGCUGCCUGGGCUCCCGUUCCAGAGCAGGACGGCCAGGAGGGGC
Messenger RNA from Mauremys mutica (yellowpond turtle), 4574 nucleotides. RefSeq names its product Rho GTPase activating protein 39 (gene ARHGAP39). Gene Ontology annotation, biological process: signal transduction. Bases 129 to 3449 code for a protein of 1106 amino acids. NCBI's taxonomy places the organism in Eukaryota, Metazoa, Chordata, Testudines, Geoemydidae. The record is from RefSeq and is a predicted model, not a curated record. Gene Ontology annotation, cellular component: cytoplasm; cytoskeleton. The transcript is spliced from 11 exons. Gene Ontology annotation, molecular function: GTPase activator activity; protein binding.